Aspergillus puulaauensis is the source of this 1623-nucleotide messenger RNA. RefSeq names its product sugar porter family MFS transporter. Gene Ontology annotation, biological process: carbohydrate transport; transmembrane transport. Gene Ontology annotation, molecular function: carbohydrate:proton symporter activity. The transcript has 4 exons. The coding region runs from base 1 to 1623 and encodes 540 amino acids. NCBI's taxonomy places the organism in Eukaryota, Fungi, Ascomycota, Eurotiomycetes, Eurotiales, Aspergillaceae. Gene Ontology annotation, cellular component: membrane. The record is from RefSeq and is a predicted model, not a curated record.
AUGGGCUACGUCAACGGCAACAUCUACAUUAUCACGACCAUUGCGGUCAUCGGUGGUGCCCUGUUUGGUUUCGACAUUGCUUCCAUGUCGGCCAUUCUCGGCACCCAACAGUACAAGUGCUUCUUCAACCAGGGCGGCUUAGAUGAGAAGGGCCAAUGCGCCGGUCCCACCUCCAGUAACCAGGGUGGCAUUUCUGCUGCUAUGCCUGGUGGUUCGUUCCUUGGUGCUUUGGCUUCGGGAAUUAUCACCGACACGCUUGGUCGCCGCAGGGCUAUCCAGGUCGGUGCCAUCAUCUGGUGUAUUGGCAGCGCCAUUACCUGCUCCUCGUUCAGCAUCGGCCAGCUGGUCGUCGGCCGCUUCAUCAACGGUGUCUCCGUGGGUAUCUGCAGUGCCCAGGUUCCUGUCUACGUCGCCGAGCUGGCCCAGCCCAGUAAACGUGGAGCCGUCGUCGGUGCCCAGCAGUGGGCCAUUACUUGGGGUAUCUUGAUCAUGUUCUACAUCUCCUACGGCAGCAGCUUCCUCACCGGCCCCGCCGCCUGGCGUCUGCCCUGGGGUCUGCAGAUGAUCCCCGCCGUGAUCCUCUUCUUCGCCCUCUUCUUCAUGCCCGAGAGCCCUCGAUGGCUGGCCAAGAAAGACCGCUGGGAGGAGUGCCACGAGACCCUGGCUCUGGUCCACGCCAAGGGUGACCGCAACGACACCUUCGUCCAGACCGAGCUGCGCGAGAUCCGCGAGAUGUGCGAGUUUGAGCGCGACAACGCCGAUGCCACCUACCUCGACCUCUUCAAGCCCAACAUGAUCAACCGCACUCACAUCGGCAUGUUCACCCAGAUCUGGUCGCAGCUGACCGGCAUGAACGUGAUGAUGCUCUACAUCACGUAUGUCUUCGGCAUGGCCGGUCUCUCCGGCAAUGCCAACCUCGUCGCCUCGUCCAUCCAAUACGUCAUCAACGUGGUCAUGACCAUCCUCGCCCUCUUCUUCAUCGACCGCUGGGGCCGCCGCAUCCCCCUCCUCGUCGGCUCCACCCUCAUGAUGACCUUCAUGUUCGCCAACGCCGGCAUUAUGGCCUCAUACGGCAAGCCCGCGCCCCCAGGCGGCGUCGACAACAUCCCCGAGGAAUCCUGGGACAUGUCCGAGGCCCAGACUGCAGCAAAGGGCAUCAUCGCCUGCACAUACCUCUUUGUCGCAUCCUACGCACCAACAUGGGGUCCCGUCUCCUGGAUCUACCCACCCGAGCUCUUCCCCCUCCGUCUGCGCGGAAAGGCCGUUGGAGUCACCACAGCCUCAAACUGGAUCUUCAACUUUGCUCUGUCGUACUUCGUGCCGCCUGCCUUUGAAAACAUCAAGUGGAAAGUCUACAUCCUCUUCGGGGUCUUCUGCGCUGCCAUGACCAUCCACGUAUUCUUCUUCUUCCCUGAGACGGCUGGGAAGACGCUCGAGGACGUCGAUGCCAUGUUCCAGACGAACAUCAAGCCGUGGCAGACCAAGGUGCAGUACCACAACAUCAGGAAAGCCGAGCAGGGCGACGUCGUCUUUAACAAGGCCGUUGAGGAGGGGAACCAUGACAGUCGUAAGAAUUCUGCUGUGGGUACCCAGGAGAAGCACGUCGAGGCAGCUGCCUCUUAA